Messenger RNA from Clarias gariepinus (North African catfish), 2105 nucleotides. It is a transcript of the gene c1galt1b, whose product is annotated as core 1 synthase, glycoprotein-N-acetylgalactosamine 3-beta-galactosyltransferase 1b. The record is from RefSeq and is a predicted model, not a curated record. NCBI's taxonomy places the organism in Eukaryota, Metazoa, Chordata, Actinopteri, Siluriformes, Clariidae. Gene Ontology annotation, cellular component: membrane. Gene Ontology annotation, molecular function: N-acetylgalactosaminide beta-1,3-galactosyltransferase activity. The transcript has 5 exons. Bases 90 to 1085 code for a protein of 331 amino acids.
GAAAACAGAAGCUCUUUGAUAUCAGGCACAUUGGCGGUUAGGAGUUUAUUUCAUUACACCAGGGAAGGAGAAGCCUGUGUUUUCUUAGGAUGAAGCAAAAUCUGAAAGCUUUAAUCUGUGGAGGGUGCAUUGGUUUUAUUAUGGUUUACAUGUACAUGAAGUUAAACAUUGAACUAACUGUGGCACCGCAAACAGUUAGAACGUUUCAACAUCAGCUUCCAAUUGAGGUCCAGAAGCGCUCUAACAAUAAAUCAGAUGAGGUAGCGAAGCAGCUGAGCUCGAAGGUGCGCCUCUUGUGCUGGGUCAUGACUGCCCCCCAAAAUUUGGAGAAGAAAGCCAAACAUGUCCGAGCUACCUGGGCCAAACGCUGCAACAUGGUGCUCUACAUGAGCUCGAGCACCAGUGACUUCCCAACCGUUGGACUGAAUGUGUCUGAGGGCAGAGACAACCUCUACUGGAAAACCAUCCGAGCCUUCGAAUACAUCCACACUCACCACCUUGACUCUGCCGACUGGUUCGUCAAAACCGAUGAUGAUACGUUCUUGGUGCCGGAGAACCUGAGGCUUCUCCUGAGUAGAUAUGACACUAACAAGCCCAUUUACCUGGGGCACAAGUUCAGGGUGUUAGUGAAGCAGGGGUAUAUGAGCGGCGGAGCUGGCUAUGUCCUAAGCAGAGAGGCUCUCAAGAGGUUCGUUCAAGGUUUCAGCUCAGGACAGUGCACGCACACAAGCCCGGUGGAAGACGCAGCCUUGGGGAGUUGCAUGGAGACCAUGAAGGUCGAAGCCGCCGAUUCGAGAGAUGAGAAGUUGAGAGAAACAUUUAAUCCCUUCCCGCCAGAACACGACCUGCUCCCUCCCGCCUCCGGGAAACAGACCUGGGGCUACAGUUACUAUAUGAUAAAACAAGGACCGCAAUGCUGUUCAGAUUAUGCCAUCAGCUUUCACUACAUCCCACCUGUGAGGAUGUACGAGCUGGAGUACUACACUUAUCACCUGCGACCUUUCGCAUAUCACUACAGGUUCGAGCUGUCCGUCUCGGGUGACCCUACAGGAAAAAACACGAGUUUACCAAAAAGAGACAAUUGAAUCAUUUGAAUGUAGUGGAGGACCAAGAACAAUUUAUUAAAAAUUGCACUUCAUUCACAGCUUAUUUUGUUAUAAACCAGUGACUAUUAAGGGGUUUAUUUAUUGCAUUGAGCUACUAGAGAGAUAGAUAGAGUACUUUAUUAAUCCCAAAGGGAAAUAUGGUAACAGCAGGCAGUUCACAUAAUAUACAACAUAAUAUACUAUAAAUAUGCAAAAAGGAAGGUCAGUUUAAUAGAGAAGCUGUGAAACCUGUCUGUUAUCUGCUGUCCCCUUAAGUGAAGGGGUUUUAUGUGAUUCAGUGUAUAAGGGUUUGUGGGAAUAUUUUAUUAUUACUUGUAUUAUUAUUUUAAUUCUGGUCAUUAUCGAUCAUUUGAACUGCUUAGGAGAGUGAAUAGAAUUUCCACAUGCUUUCUUGAAAUUAACACUAUGUUUGUUUAUGGUUGUCAGUUCAGUCAGUUUAUGAUCUCAGGACUAAAGGUUUUAUUUACCUUGUCAAAAAAAAAACAUCACUUUUUGAUUGAUGUAAGUUUUUUUUAAGAUAUGCUGUAGAUGUAAUACAUCAUGUGGUGUUGGUCUGAGCGUCUGAGCUCUCUUGUCAAAAUGUUUUUAAAAUGUUAUUCAAUUUCCCUCAUUACCAAUUCUAAAAAUAAUACAAAAAGAUUAAGACUUUAUAAAGAAAUAUUUAUGGGAAUUUUAGCAUUUCAUAGAAUUUUUUACAACUUACUUUUGCUUUGUUGACAGCAUCCAUUCAAGGCCAAACAAUAACAUUGUAAAAAAGGAAUUUAAAUGUAACUAUUCAAAGUGGCUUAGUGGUUAGCACUGUCGCCUUGCACCUCCAGGGUCUGGUUUCGAUUCCCCGCCUCUGUGUGCAUGGAGUUUGCAUGUUUUCCCCAUGCUUGGUGGGUUUCCUUCAGUUACUCUAGUUUCCUCCUACAGUCCAAAAAACAUGCAGAUUAGGCUAAUCGACAUUUACAAAUUGUGUGUGUGUGUGUGCAUGCCCAUAAUGGAUUGGCCCCCUGU